This is a messenger RNA of Funneliformis mosseae, 1526 nucleotides long. NCBI's taxonomy places the organism in Eukaryota, Fungi, Glomeromycota, Glomeromycetes, Glomerales, Glomeraceae. The record is from the annotation of a GenBank genome assembly.
CGACCGUUAAAACUUUGGAUCCAACAUACUUUGCUAAAAACGAUGAAUUUUUAAGACAUUUGCAUAUCUUGGAUACUUUAGCCUACGAAUCAUUAGAAGCUCAAAUAAUGUUUAUUGGGGAAGCAAUUCGGAAUCCAACAAACGUUGUUAAAAACAUUCAAUUGAAAUGGCACGCGUCAACGAAAUUUUCAUGGUUUUAUAAUGUCAAACAAUCCUUGUUGAACAAUAAUGGAUUUGUAGACAUCAACAUGUAUAACGUAUCGGACAAUGACGAAGCACGCACCAUGGUCCGCCGUUGUAACGUGACCCUAUUUUUCAAUUCAUUAUUCGCGGAAUUUGACCCCGAAGCAUCGGAUCUCUCGAAUGUUGAUUAUCGAACAUUCUUUGAUUAUAUCGUGCCAUCCUCUCUUUCGCAAUCCAUGGAAAUUUGGCAUUUGGGUUUAAAAUUGAAAACGCAAUUAUAUUUAUACAAAACGCGUAAGGAACCUUUAACGAAUUUUUUUGAUAAGAUGUUCCCAAAGGAGAUUGAAGGUCCACCAAAAUAUAAGGAAGCGCAUAUAAACCUUCGCAAUACGAUUAAAAGAUGUUCCGGAGAUAUGGACGCUUUGUUGAAAAAAUUUAGUUGGUAUACGUUCACUCAAGAGAUGUUUUUGUUCCUAUCUGGCAUAGCGGGAGACCUAGACAAGCCGGUAUUGCAUAAGCAUACAUCGAUCCACACUUCACCAGUAUCAUCUAGUUCGACUCGGGUUGUUAAUUUGGACUUAUUACAACGAAAGGAGGUUGACAGUCCAGGUGGUAAUGCAAAGAAACCGAGGUCAUGUGAUGCUGAGCAGGAUCAAGAUGGUCUUUUGUAUAAUUUCGAUGAUUAUCCUAAAAGUGGAGAGGUAGCACAAGUUAUUUCACGUGAUCAAGAUUACAAUCCGAACCUAUUCGGAUUUGCCGUGAAGCAGCCCAAUUUGGCUAAGAUUUCCGCAUUCCGUAAACCGCAACGUUCGAAUAAUGUGGGUAUAUUUGGCAUCAUCAGCCAAUCUCCCAAAGCUAAAUCAGGUACAAGAAGACAAAAGGACAUAGAGUCAUGUACUUUUGCUCUAGGGCAAAGGAAAAAAGAGUGUUCGUUAAGUUCCCCAAUCAACAAGUUUUCGGAAAAAAAAAUAGCAGAUGAUGAACAAACUUCUUCAGAAGCGUCAUUCGUGGAACAAAGUCCACCUCGUAAACGUAUCGAAAGUAAUUCCAGAAAAUCAACACCCCGGGGUAAAAAAAGAGCCAUAUUAAACAUUGAUGAUGAAGUUAUUCAAAUUUCAUCGAAACGAGUUAAAUGGAAUGAUGAGGAGUUACGAACCCUUGAAGAAGGUAUGCGUGAACACGGCAAGGCUUGGUCUAAAAUAAAAAGAGAUUAUGGAGGACCUGGACAAGUCCUUGAGCGACGAAGACAAGGACAAUUGAAAGAUAAGGCGCGUAGCGAAUAUGAGCGUCGACAAAAGGAUAACAUUGAACUUGGUGUUUUUGAGAUCUUUGAGAUGGAUUAA